GUCGCGGCUUCCACAUAAAAACUAAAAAGAAAACCCGCGGGGUUGUGUUCAUACUCGGCGCCUUCCAAUCGUGGCUUCUCUUAUAAAAUCCACCUUUAUAAACAGAUAGAUCGGGAGAAAGAGUGAGGAAAGAACCCAUUUUCACUGCGAUAUACAAGCAAUGUCACCUGUAGGAUAUCAGGAUACUAAACCAAGUUCAGACAUCUUUUUCUGAAAUAGAAAAUGAAUAUUGCAUUGGGGUUCAUCAAUAUAACUUGAUGUUGAUUUAUGGAGUUGAUCUAUCACUAAAGUGAAAAAGGCAUGCAAGGCCAGUUCCUGGCCUGAAGAACGAAAACAAAAAGCUGCACAUGUGCGGUCACUUCCCCACCGAAUCAUACGCAGAAGGCAUGAGGCCCCUGGGAACUGGAGUUCCUAACCAUCUCCUUCAGAUUAAAAUCCAUAUAAUACUGAUAUUGGAACAUAUAAUAUUGAAGGUAUGAUGUGAAUAUGCGGUGCUUGGCAGCUCGAGUUAACUACAAGACUCUUAUUAUCAUCUGUGCUCUCUUUACAUUGGUCACUGUACUUUUGUGGAACAAGUGCUCCAGUGAUAAGGCAAUCCAAUUUCCAAGAGACCUGGGCCAUUUGGAGGACCUGUUCAGAGAAGGAGGUUUGGAAAAGCAGGGAGUUGACUCUGAAGGUAACAAUGUUGUAAAUAGCCUUUUACAAGUGGGAAAGUCCCUACCAAAACAACCGUCAGCAGAUGCAUCCCAUCAGGAACAGCAGAAAGCUCCGCCUGUAGCCAAUCUUCUAAAUAACAAUGCCAACAAACUGUUGGGUCUUAAAUAUGAGGAGAUGGAUUGCUUAAUAAAUGAUGACUAUACUAUAAAAGGACGGAAGGAAGGCAAUGAAGUUUAUCUGCCUUUCACCUGGAUUGAAAAAUAUUUUGAUGUUUAUGGAAAGGUUGCCCAGUAUGACGGCUAUGACAGAUUUGAGUUUUCCCACAGUUAUUCAAAAGUAUAUACCCCGCGGGGCACUUACCGGCCAGAUGGGGUAUUCAUGUCCUUUGAAGGCUACAAUGUGGAAGUUCGAGACCGUGUGAAGUGCAUCAGCGGCAUUGAAGGUGUUCCUUUGUCCACUCAGUGGGGACCUCAGGGUUAUUUUUACCCUAUUCAGAUAGCACAGUAUGGGCUAAGUCACUACAGUAAAAACCUCACUGAAAAACCACCACAUGCUGAAGUGUAUGAGAUCGCAGAGAAGAGAGACAAAGGCACAAGGCAAAAUGACUGGAUUGUACCAAAGGGUUGUGCAGUCUCUACAGUCUUUGACAAAACUAGAUCCAGCAACGUAAAGCAGUUCACCACCCCAGAAUCUUCGGAUGGUGUUUAUCUGAUGUUAGGAAAUGGAAAAGAUUUCAUCAUUUCAUUUGAUCUUAAAUUCUUAACAAAUGGGAGUAUUUCAGUGGUACUGGAGACAACUGAAAAGAACCAGCUGUUUACAAUUCACUAUGUCACAAACACACAACUUAUAGCCUUCAAAGACAAAGACAUUUACUAUGGCAUAGGCUCCCGGACUAGCUGGAAUACUAUUACUCGAGAUCUGGUAACUGACCUGAAGAAAGGAGUUGGCUUAUCCAACACUAAGGCUGUAAAGCAGACUAAAAUAAUGCCCAAGAAAGUCAUAAAGCUGGUUGCCAAGGGAAAAGGCUUCAUUGACAACAUCACAAUAGCAACCACGGCACACAUGCCUGCCUUCUUUGCUGCCAGCGAUUGGUUGGUAAGAAAUCAGGAUGAAAAGGGUGGCUGGCCAAUUAUGGUAACACGUAAGCUAGGUGAAGGCUUUAAAUCUUUGGAGCCUGGCUGGUAUUCAGCUAUGGCACAAGGUCAAGCCAUGUCUACACUUGUAAGGGCCUAUUUGCUCACAAAGGAACAGGCGUACCUCAAUUCAGCCUUGCGGGCAGUAGUGCCCUAUACUCUCAAGUCAGAAGAUCAUGGUGUAAAAGCUGUGUUUAUGAAUAAAUAUGAUUGGUAUGAAGAAUACCCAACUGUCCCCAGCUCUUUCGUUCUGAAUGGUUUCAUAUACUCGCUACUGGGUCUAUAUGACCUCAAAGAAACUGCAGGGGAGAAACUAGGACAAGAAGCUAAAAAACUGUAUGAACGAGGCAUGGAGUCUUUGAAAGCCAUGCUUCCAUUGUAUGACACUGGCUCAGGUACAAUCUAUGAUCUCCGCCAUUUCAUGCUUGGUACAGCUCCAAACUUGGCACGUUGGGACUAUCACACCACCCAUAUAAACCAGCUACAACUGCUGAGCACAGUUGAUGAUGCUCCUAUCUUUAAAGAAUUUUUAAAGAGGUGGAAGUCCUAUUUAAAAGGAGGGAGGGCAAAGCACAAUUAGAGCUGAAAGCCAAAUUAUAAUCUUAUGAAUCAUACAUAUAAUAUAUAAGGGAAGUUUCCUUAACUUAAACAUUUUUAUAAGUGUGCAAAUAGUACCUUUUGUAUCCCUGCCAUCUUCCUAAUGGCACACUUUAAGAGUGUAACAAUCAGUAACUCUGUAUGAUUAAAAAAAAAUCAAUUGGUUAGAAGAAUUAGCCCUGACUAAACAUCCUUUUGUUUGUCUUUGCCUUUCUGUAAGUGAAAUACUAAUUAGUUGGAAGUGAUUUAAGCUUUCAGUUCUGCAUUCUCAAUCAUCUUAACACUUUCAAACCCUUUCUAGCACAUCACCCCUGUCAUCAGCACUCACUGCUUUAAGAUAUAUGCUUUUAUUUCUGCCUUUGUGGUUUUUAUAAUUGUUAUUCUUCAGCAUUGAUUUUGUUUUUGCAACCAUUGUAUUAUGUCAUCAAAUCAUUUACCCUUUCAGCAGCGAAUGAAAUACUGUUUCUUCUCUUUUUUAAGAGAAAGCAUCCAUUUAAGUAUCUCUAGUAUGGCAAGAGUCUCAACACUGCUUUUCUGUUCAGAGACUUCAUAUCCUUAUCUAUGUUCCUAGCCCCAACGCCAAACUAAUGUAUUAAUUUCCAUGCUUAAUGAAAUGUUGAAAAUUGUGAUUGACCCCUAAGGUGGUUUGUUGGCAUGUUUUUAUUUUAUUUUCUGUUUAGAGGUGAGGCUGCUCUUAUAAACUACAUUGAGUAGCAUGAACUUUUGUAAAAAUGUAUCCUUUUAAAUGUUCAUCUGUAACUGGCACAGAAUAUUUUUCCAUUGUAUAUUGUAUAUUUAAAAAAAAAGGUCCUUCUAAGCUUAUUGCUCAUUUAGCUUUUGAUGCACAUGGCAAAGCACAACACAAAGUUAAAAUGUAACUGCACAAGUAUAGUAUAUAUGUAUAGUGGAUCUUGUAUUACAGUGCAAGGGGUGAAUUUGGUUUCCAAUGGAAUCAAUAAGUUCCAAAUGGUAGUUGAUGUCAUUUCCAUUUUUGCCUCCGCCACUUUCUAAACCCACUCCCUUCAUUCUUGCAGAACUCUUGUCUCCAUUUGAUUUGUGUCACAGGAUUAAACUUUUAUUUGAGGGCACGUUGUAAUACAGUAUUUACUUUGUGAUUAUGUUCAUACAAUUAGACUAUUUUAUUUUAAAAAUAAGUAUUAUUUGAUCGCAAUGAAGUUGUUUGUGUGAUUUGGGCAUUGCUUCCCUCCCCCUUCAUGAUAACCAGUGUGAUAAAAGAAUCUUGUCAUGGAAAUGUCGAUAUAAGGAGCCAACUCUGUGGAACAUGAUCCACUUUAAACAUUCACAGCCUGGAUUAAAAACAGAAAAUUCAAGAAGUGCACAACAAGUGGGUCAGCAACCAUCAAGAGGAAAAGCAGGUUACUGAUAUGACAUUCCAGGUGCGGCCCUUUGGUUUUGGUGAACAAUACCUAAAGUAGCAAUCGACCGAACUUUGCAGAUGCUGACUGACCUGUUUAUAUAAUCAUAUUUGUAUUUCAGAUUUGCCUAUCUUUUCUCUUUAUUUCAAAGCUUGGACUUAACUAUUAAUCAGCGAAUAGCAUUGGGGGGAGUUGUGGAUGUUGAAGCUAUAUUGUUUUGUAAGGUAGUGUGCAUUUAACAAGAAAAUAUCACCAGCCCAGAAAUGGAUUUGAAUGCCAAAAUCAUUUGGAUACAGUGAAAGUAAACUGAAUAUUUUCAUAACUGCCAGAGCAUCUCCCAAGUUCAAAACAUGCUUUUUUCCUAGUCUUUAUCAUCUGUUAUAGUCUUUUACAGAUAGACCCAAAACAAUUACUGAGUGGGAGAAACAUGUUGUAUCAAAUAUACUUAGAAUCAGGAAACAGCCUCACUUAGGUUUUGUCAUCAUUUUGCUGUUCUGUAGCAUAGGAAACAGAGAUCUAAAUGAUGGUGAAGGAAACUUUGCCCAGUUUCCUUGUUUUAAACCUGAUUUUCACCGAGUUUUUGUACAUGGAACCAGACCAAUGUUUGGAUGCCAUGACCAUUGAUGCAUGGAAUGAGGGGUUUACUUUGCUGUUGAUUUGGCCAUUUGGUUUAAUUAUUGAUGUGAUUGUUUGGAAGCCACACCUUCCAGCACUCCUAAUAUUCCACCAAGUUCUAUUUAUAGCCAGAAAUGGCGCAGGCUUUAUAAGAUCUGAUUUUUUUACUAUUCCUGAAUAAUUAUAGUUAAUUCAAAUCAGUGAACCAACACGGAACAAAAUUCUUAAUGAUCGAGUUAAAAGAAACUAGACAAUCUUCCCUCCCUCUUUAUUGAGCUAUUCCUGCCUCCUUACAGAAGAAAGAAAAUUGCUGGAAAAAUGCAGUGGUUGAUACAGGUAUUAAUAAGGUCAGUCUGCAAUAUUUAUAAGUAUAUUGCUGAAAUCAGAUUAUUACUUAAAACGUAAAGCAUGCAGAUCAAGUUGCAGGCUAUGUUGGAUGAGAUGUCCAAUAGUGUACUUUGUUUUUCUCUGCAAUACUGAUAUCUAUUUGAUCUAACUAAAUAGUAUAUAUUUGAGAGGCAUUCACUAUGGCAGUUAGAUGGGAUAGAACUAUUUGGCAUUUGCUAUUUUAUUAUUCCAAGCCUUUCCAUUGCUAUUCCUUGUCAUGUUCUCUGCAUGCCAAACCACAUUUUCUUUUUAUUCCAUCACCCAAUGGUUCAUUUCCCUAUUUGUAAAGAUGGUGUUGUAUUAAAAAUGUAUUGUUCUGUGUUUCUUUUCCUCUUCAUGUUGGGGAAUUCUGUUCAUAGCUCUAAAUCAUCUUUUCUUCUGAGCUUAAGUGUUGUCAAUACCAAAGCAUUAUAUAAAAAAAACAUCCAAACUGCUCUGCACCUGAGAUGGUCUUGUUGAUAACUGUUAAUAUUACAAAUCAUUCUCGUCUUUGGAUGUAUUAGAAUGCAAGAUGCAGGUGGGUAAAUGCAAACAGAUGACACACAAGCACAAUAGUAGACUUUGUGCUGAUGUACCUUGUCCGGACAAUGUGCAAGACUUUCACUGAAAGCUGCUAUUUUCAUUCACACUGUAUUUUUUAUCAUUUUAACUUGUAUUUUUACACGUGGAUUUGAACCAUAUGUUGGAUAUGCAAUAAACUGUUUACUGAACACUGUUGCCUUUUGAUGGGGUGAAGCAGUGUUAUAGAGCUGUACCGAUUUGCAUUUGUUAAGCACAAUGUGCACACGGUUGUACAGCUUUGCCAUUUUGUACACGGCAAGAAUUCAUAAUUUUUUCAAAUAAAGUGACUAUAUACAACUAUGUUUAUAUAAUAAUAUUGAUUGGAUCAAUCUUUGCUGUGCUGAGUAUCUUUGCUUACUGAAGUUGUACAAUAAAACAUUUUCUUAAAAA
Carcharodon carcharias (great white shark) is the source of this 5716-nucleotide messenger RNA. RefSeq names its product D-glucuronyl C5-epimerase-like. The transcript has 7 exons. Gene Ontology annotation, molecular function: heparosan-N-sulfate-glucuronate 5-epimerase activity. Gene Ontology annotation, biological process: heparan sulfate proteoglycan biosynthetic process. Gene Ontology annotation, cellular component: Golgi apparatus. Lineage: Eukaryota; Metazoa; Chordata; Chondrichthyes; Lamniformes; Lamnidae. The record is from RefSeq and is a predicted model, not a curated record. The coding region runs from base 487 to 2370 and encodes 627 amino acids.